ACGGCCUCUUUUAUUGCGCGUUUCUCCGCGCUGGCUGUGCUAACGGCUAACAGGCUGCUAGUUGCCAAUAGCAACAAUCAGGUUUAAAAUGCGGAUUUAAUUGAAUUACACUUAACUGGAGAGGUGAGAGUUUAAUCAGACGGACUCUUGGCAGAUCUGAGCGCAGAUUAAAGAUCUUUCCAGAGCUCUGCUGUUUGAAUAACCUGUCAAACCAGAAGACUGCUUGUUAUGACAUGAACUCGGUACUUUCACUCACUAACGUUAGUCAUAGUAAAUCAUUUAAUAUUGACAUGAUGGUAUUUAGUUAUAAUCUUGUAAAAUGCGUCUGACUUGUGUUUCAUAUGUGGUUCAUUGGUCUGAUCUGUAGAUCAUGUGGUUUACUUGGUCUGAAGAGAGAGCUAGUUAUGAGGAUUACAUCUGUCCACGGUGUGAGUCCGGCUUCAUCGAGGAGUUGCCUGGAGAGGGAAGUGCAGAGAAUGGGUCCACAUCUACAGCCUCUAAUGAUCAGAACCGGCCCUCGUUUGAGAAUGUGGACCAGCACUUGUUUACGUUCCCGCAUGGUUACGGCCAGUUUGCUCUGGGGAUCUUCGAUGAGGGCUUUGACUUCAGGGCGGGUUUGUCAGCAGAAGAUAACCGUGAUGCAGAGAACCGCAGAGAGCGGGAGAUGGCCUCACGACAGCGCUACGGGGCCAGGCAGCCACGGGGACGACACGUUCCCCGGAGACAAGGAGCGCGGCAUGAGGGUGUACCCACUUUAGAAGGAAUCAUUCAGCAGUUAGUUAAUGGAAUUAUUGCUCCGACGGCUAUGCCAAACAUGGCGAUGGGGCCAUGGGGAGUGCUGCACUCAAACCCAAUGGACUACGCAUGGGGUGCCAAUGGAUUAGAUGCCAUCAUAACACAGUUAUUAAAUCAGUUUGAAAAUACGGGUCCCCCUCCGGCAGACAAAGAGAAGAUUAAGAAUCUCCCUACAGUCCAGAUAACACAGGAGCACGUUGGUGCUGGUCUAGAGUGUCCUGUCUGUAAAGAAGACUACAGCGCAGGAGAGAAUGUUAGACAGCUUCCUUGCAAUCAUCUCUUUCAUAACGACUGUAUAGUUCCCUGGCUCGAGCAGCAUGACACGUGUCCGGUGUGCAGGAAGAGUUUGAGCGGGCAGAACACAGCCACGGAUCCGCCUGGCCUGUCAGGGAUGAAUUUCACCCCCUCUUCCUCCUCCUCUUCCUCCUCCAGCUCUCCAGGCAACGAGAAUUCCACCAAUAACUCGUAAGAGCUCAGCCCACAUCCUGAACACAUCAACACGUCGUCAUCAUCACCAUCAUCUCAGCGCCACGUCGCGUCGGCCUGGCCCACACCACACCACACCGUUUCCCCUCCACCGGUGACGGAUCCACGACACGGUGGAACCAGGGCUGAACGCAAACCUCGGAACCUGCCCAUCACUACUAACACACCUCUACCAGCCCCGAAGCGGGUCCAGACAGGUCAGAGAGCACGCCAAACCCCCAAGAGAAAAAUACACUCUUCUGUUGCUUCAGACAGCGUUUCGUUGCUUUUUUUUACACCGUUGAACUUCAGAGCGGUCAUGCCUCAAGGUUUGGGCGGCACCUGUCCUCGUGACGUGGUUUUAAUCAGCAGAAAGCGUGAGGAAAAGAGGAAGAGGAUGUUACGCAACGCAGUGCCAGAUCUGAAGACACACUGAGUCGAACUGCAUUUUAGAAGCAGACUUUGUGUCUCUCGAGAGGGACGCGAUCAAAUAGAACCUUUUUUUAUCAUUUGAUUUUUAUUUUAUGGAUAAAAGUGGCUGAUAUGUGAACGUGCGUAUGGGUGAAUCUCACAAAACCAGUCACAUUUCACCUCAAAAUCAGAAGAAAAAAAAGACACUCUAUUAUGCUAAAGCCUAUUUUAGAACCACCAAUAACUUUUUGUUACUUUUGAAUUUUUUAAUAAAUUUUUCAUGACAAUAAAGCACAGUUUGCUGUAAUGCAAAAAAAAAAAAAUCAAAUACGAAAAAAUAUUAUUGAAUUCAUGUUUAUAGAUUAUAUUGUUAGUUGUACUGCCUUUAAUUUGAUAAAUCAUUUUAUAUUGUAAUACUGCAUUACAGUAAUGAGUCUGAGUAACACAUCUGAAUGCAUUAUGGUAAAUAAAUGCUUAAUUCUCAUGAAAAUAACUCAAAUAUAGUCAUUUUAGGCAUAAUACAUU
This is a messenger RNA of Sinocyclocheilus rhinocerous, 2196 nucleotides long. Its product is annotated as E3 ubiquitin-protein ligase RNF126-like. Gene Ontology annotation, molecular function: ubiquitin protein ligase activity. The transcript is spliced from 9 exons. NCBI's taxonomy places the organism in Eukaryota, Metazoa, Chordata, Actinopteri, Cypriniformes, Cyprinidae. Bases 371 to 1264 code for a protein of 297 amino acids. Gene Ontology annotation, cellular component: cytoplasm. Gene Ontology annotation, biological process: protein ubiquitination. The record is from RefSeq and is a predicted model, not a curated record.